Leptosomus discolor (cuckoo roller) is the source of this 2260-nucleotide messenger RNA. NCBI's taxonomy places the organism in Eukaryota, Metazoa, Chordata, Aves, Leptosomiformes, Leptosomidae. The record is from RefSeq and is a predicted model, not a curated record.
AUGGCCGGCCCAUGGCUUGAGCCAGAUCCAGCUGCCAAAGAUCCAGCUGCCAAGGAGUCCCUGUCACCUCUGGAGAGCAGGAUGCAGCUGGAGCAGGUUGAAACUCUGAAGGCGAAGCUUCUGGAGCAGGCGCAGGAGAUCAGCCGGUUGCGCUCAGAGCUGGGCGGCACGGAUGCGGAGAAGCACCGGGACCUGCUGGCGGCCGAGAACGAGCGCUUGCGGCAAGAGAUGAAGGCGUGCCAGGGGGAGGUGCAGGAGCUGCGGCGGCAGCAGCAGGCAGCACCGUGCCGGGACUGCACCCACCUCCAGGAGAAUGCUGGGCUGCAGGAGCGGCUGUCCCAGCUGCAGCGGGAGGCGGAGGAGACGCGGGCCAAGCUGGCGGAGCUGGACCUGGAGGUGCAGCAGAAGACGAACCGCUUGGCUGAGGUGGAGCUGCGGCUCAAGGACUCCCUAGCCGAGAGAGCCGAGGAGGAGGAGCGGCUCAGCCGGCGUCUGCGGGACAGCCAGGAGACCAUUGCCAGCCUCAAGUCCCAGCCCCAACAAAUAAAGUACAUCAUCAAGACAGUGGAGGUGGAGUCGGCCAAAGCAAAGCAAGCCCUGUGUGAGAGCCAGUCCCGAAACCAGUACCUGCAGGAGCAGGUGGGGAUGCAGAGACAGGUGCUGAAGGAGAUGGAACAGCAGCUGCAGAGCUCCCAAAAGACAGCGGCUCAGCUCCGAGCUCAGAUCAUGAUGUACGAGGCUGAGCUGGAGCGAGCCCAUGGGCAGAUGCUGGAGGAGAUGCAGGCGAUGGAGGAGGAGAAGAACCACGCCAUCGAAGAGGCAUUUUCCCGUGCCCAAGUGGAGAUGAAAGCAGUGCAUGAAAACCUAGCGGGUGUCCGGACCAACCUGCUGACACUGCAGCCGGCGCUGCGUACCCUCACCCAUGACUACAACAGCCUGAAGCGUCAGGUCCGUGACUUCCCCUUGCUCCUUCAGGAGACCCUGCGGAGCGCCAGGGCCGAGAUCGGCCACGCCAUUGAGGAGGUGCACAGCACCAACCGGGAGCUGCUGCGCAAGUACCGGCGGGGGGUGCAGCUCCGCAAGAAGUGUCACAAUGAGCUGGUGCGGCUGAAAGGAAACAUCCGUGUUUUUGGGCGAGUCCGUCCCAUCACAAAGGAGGAUGGCGAGGGCCCGGAGGCGAGCAAUGCGGUGAGCUUCGAUGCUGAUGAUGAUGCUGUCCUGCACCUCCUGCACAAGGGGAAGCAGGUGUCCUUCGAGCUGGAUAAAGUCUUCCCCCCGCAAGCAUCCCAGGAGGAGGUGUUUCAGGAGGUUCAAGCCCUGGUCACCUCCUGUAUCGAUGGCUACAACGUCUGCAUCUUUGCCUAUGGGCAGACAGGGGCAGGAAAAACCUACACAAUGGAGGGAACGGCAGCUAACCCAGGGAUCAACCAGCGAGCCCUGCAGCUCCUCUUCUCCGAGGUGCGGGGCAAGGCGGCCGACUGGGACUACGCCAUCAGCGUCAGCGCUGCCGAGAUUUACAACGAGGCGCUCAGGGACUUGCUGGGGAAGGAGCCACAGGAGAAGCUGGAGAUCAAGCUGUGCCCGGACGGCAGCGGGCAGCUCUAUGUGCCCGGGCUGACCGAGUUCAGGGUGCAGAGCGUGGAGGACAUCAACAAGGUCUUCGAGUUCGGCCAUGUCAACCGGGCGACGGAGUGCACGAACCUGAACGAGCACAGCUCCCGCUCCCAUGCCCUCCUCAUCGUCACUGUCCGCGGCCUUGACCGCAGCACGGGGCUCCGCACCACAGGGAAGCUGAACCUGGUGGACUUGGCGGGAUCGGAGCGAGUCGGGCGGUCGGGCGCGGAGGGCAGCCGGCUCCGCGAGGCGCAGCACAUCAACAAGUCCCUCUCAGCACUGGGCGACGUCAUUUACGCCCUGCGUUCCCGGCAGGGCCACGUGCCCUUCCGCAACUCCAAGCUGACCUACCUGCUGCAGGACUCGCUCAGCGGUGACAGCAAGACCCUCAUGAUGGUGCAGGUCUCUCCCGCUGAGAAGAACACCAGUGAGACUCUGUGCUCCCUGAAGUUCGCCGAGAGGGUUCGCUCCGUGGAGUUGGGUCCCGUCUCCCGCAAGGCUGAGCUGGCCUCUUGGCCCAGCCAGGAGCAGCUGGAGGGUGACUCACCCGGGACUGCAGCACCCUCCAGCCGGGGCCAUGUGUCCCCCAGCCCAGCACAGCUCUCCGGCCGUGCUGCCUCCAUCCGCAGGAAGCUCCAGACCUCAG